Molecule: messenger RNA, 825 nt
Organism: Numida meleagris (helmeted guineafowl)
Lineage: Eukaryota; Metazoa; Chordata; Aves; Galliformes; Numididae
Gene: VAX1
Product: ventral anterior homeobox 1
Exons: 4
Coding region: 1-825 (274 amino acids)
Biological process (GO): regulation of DNA-templated transcription; brain development; neuron differentiation
Molecular function (GO): DNA binding; DNA-binding transcription factor activity, RNA polymerase II-specific
Source: RefSeq, a predicted model, not a curated record
AUGUUUGGGAAACAAGACAAAAUGGACGUUAGAUGCAGCACAGAGACUGAAGCCAACCGGGUCUCGAAGAACGGACACAAGGAGGGCAAGGACAGCAAAGGGGCUGAAGGAAAUAUCUCUACUUCUUUUCUGAAGGAGCAACAAGGGACUUUUUCUGCCUCUGCAGCUACCGAAGACUGUAACAAAAGUAAAUCUGGUUCGGCGGACCCGGACUACUGCAGGAGGAUCCUGGUCAGAGAUGCCAAAGGUUCCAUCCGAGAGAUUAUCCUGCCCAAGGGCCUCGAUCUGGACCGUCCCAAGCGGACCCGCACCUCCUUCACGGCCGAGCAGCUCUACCGCCUGGAGAUGGAGUUCCAGCGGUGCCAGUACGUGGUGGGGAGGGAGCGCACCGAGCUGGCGCGGCAGCUCAACCUCUCCGAGACUCAGGUAAAGGUGUGGUUCCAGAACCGACGCACCAAGCAGAAAAAGGACCAGGGCAAAGACUCGGAGCUGCGCUCGGUGGUAUCCGAGACCGCCGCCACCUGCAGCGUCCUGCGGCUGCUGGAGCAGGGCCGCCUGCUCUCCCCGCCGGGGCUGCCCGGCCUCCUGCCGCCCUGUGCCAGCGGAGCGCUGGGCUCUGCGCUGCGGGGCCCCGGCCUGGCUAUGCGGGAGCCGCGAGCAGCCGGGGCGGAUGGGGACACCGCGCUCCGCCUGCAGCGCCCGGCGGCCCCGGCCCCGCUCCCUCUCCGGUCUCGCUCCGGCGGCACGGUGCUCCCGGCCCACGGGCGGCUCCUGCCCCACGGUGCUGGACCUGGGAACACUACGCGUGUAUUUCUCUUUCUUUAA